AUGGCAUCGCCGAAGCGGGCGUCCGCCCGCACAACACCCCAGCCGUCCCAGACAGGACUCGACCUCGAGAGACGGCGAGACCUGCACGUUCUGUUCGCCUCAGUCGGAUGCGCCGACCAGAAGAUCAUUCAGGACGUCUUGCCAAAGAUUGCAGAAAUUGACGAUGUCUCACUGAAAGCCAUCCUCGACCCGACCUACCGAAGCCAGGAUUUCAUUGCUGCCUCGUCGUACUGCUUGACCACGUCCAACAUCUCGCGCAGUACAGCUGUCACUUACACGGAAGAGGUCGAGAAGGAAGCUGCAGAGCUGUGUGAGUGGGCAGACAUACUGGUUCUGGCACCGAUAGAUGCGAACAACCUGGCAAAGAUGCUUCAUGGGCACACCGACAAUCUGCUACUCGAGAUCUUGCGAAGCUGGAAUGUGUCGAAGAAAGUGCUGCUGGUACCCGGCAUGUCGGCUCUGAUGUGGGAGAAUCCAAUGACCAAGAAACAGCUCACCAAAAUCCGACGGAAAUGGAACUGGGUGCAAGUGCUGCAGCCGAUGCUUUGGAAGUUUGUGGACGACGAGAAGAAGAUGAAGUCGCACGAUGCGACUGAGGAGCUUGUGGAUGCAGUACGCAAUCAGGUGGAUCUCAUGAACAUUGGGCAGGACAUGGAAGUGUCGCCCACGCAGCGGCCAUCCCUCGCCACCUCCGGCAAGAAGACCGACAACACCCUUCCACCUGAGCUCUGGACGAUGAUCUUUGACUUUACUGGUGACUGGGAGUUGGCGCAGACAAUGCAUGUUUACACCAACCUACCUCCUCCAUCGGACUGGUCUGUCCACGUCAACUCGAACGUUCAAGGGCCGCAGCAUUAUAUGAAAAGACUGGAACUUACGAUUCUGCGCGGCAGUGUCGAAGAUGUGGAGAAGUUCAUCGCGGCUGAAAGUGUACCGCGAUGGCUGUCGAAGCUAUGCAUCAGGCUGAUCAUGCGCUUUGCCAUGACACCACUUCUGUCAUACCUCGAGACGAACCACAGAUUACUCUUCUGGAACACCUUCGGCCAAACCUUCUUACCAGACAAAGCAUCCUCAGUUUUCGGACGGACCGAGAUCCUCGAGUUCUGGCGUACAUCACCCUCCUUCCUAUCGAAAGAAUACACCAUCGAAGCCCUCGACGGUGCCUCCCGAGCCGGCUUCGUCAACGUCCUAGAAUGGUGGCAACACUCCGGCCUUCCCUACAAAUACACCGAAGCCUCCCUCGAACAAGCCAGUAGUCAAGGCCACGUCUCCGUCCUCGAAUGGUGGAAGAACCAAACCACCACCGCCGACGACAACAAAUCCAACCUCCGCCUCAAACCCGGCAAAAGCAUCUGCUACGCCACGCAAAACGGGCACACGGACGUCGUCCGCUGGUGGCUGCAAUCCGGCAUCGCCUUCCCGCACGAAGACACCGUGGCCAAACUCGCCAGCACGCACGGCCACGUCGACAUCCUGCAAGUCUGGCAUGAGCUGAAGGGCAGCAAGAUCAUCUUCGACAACCAAGUGCUGGUCGGCGCGACGAAGAGCGGUAACGUGGAUGUGCUGGAGUGGUGGAAGACGAGCGGUUUGAAGGUGGAGUAUAAGACGUGUGAUAUUGAGGAGGCGUUGGAGGAUGGUGAUGAGGGGGAGAGGGGAGUGGAGGUGCGGAGGUGGUGGGCGAGGAAUGGGUUGAAUUUGGGCGUGGGCACCACUUACGGUCUCUUAUCUGCUUCGACUACUUCUUCACAGGAUGAGAAUGCCGAUGCGGAAGCAGUCGAACAGACACGUGAACUGGAGACAUAG
Saxophila tyrrhenica is the source of this 1803-nucleotide messenger RNA. RefSeq lists its product as uncharacterized. The record is from RefSeq and is a predicted model, not a curated record. Bases 1 to 1803 code for a protein of 600 amino acids. Gene Ontology annotation, molecular function: phosphopantothenoylcysteine decarboxylase activity; FMN binding. Lineage: Eukaryota; Fungi; Ascomycota; Dothideomycetes; Mycosphaerellales; Extremaceae. Gene Ontology annotation, biological process: coenzyme A biosynthetic process. The transcript is spliced from 2 exons. Gene Ontology annotation, cellular component: phosphopantothenoylcysteine decarboxylase complex.